GAUAAACUUAACCUAGUUGGGAACUAGUUUUCUCAAGUAAAGUUAUAGUAUUGAUACUGAUUAUAUAUUAUUCAUUAAUAGUUUACUUAAGCUAAAUACUGUUAAAAAAACGUUUGACGAUGUUUAUACGACAAUCGUUACAAAUCAAGAAAUUUCCAAAUUUAAACUUAAAAUAUAUAUUGAAAAGAAACUCGCAACAUGCAACGGAAGUGGACAGUGUAUAUAACCAAGAAACAUUAUUUUCGCCUCAUAGAGAAAAGAAACCACAAAAAGAACCUUUUUUGAAAAGUUUAAUCUACGGAAAGUUUGAUAAAUCUAUUCUUGAGUUCCCUGAACCGCAGAAAAUCGAAAGAUUUCAAGAGUUUUGUAAUUGGUUGAAACCAAUUGAAAAUUAUAUGUUAAAUUGUUCGAACCCGAACAAAAAAGUGGAUAAGAAUACGAUACUAGCAAACCUCAAAGAUUUAGAAGUAUUUCGAGCCUACACCCAUGAAAAUUAUCGUGGUUUAAAUUUAUCGGAAACAGAAUCGUUGAAACUUUUAGAAACACUUAGUAGAUUACCUUGGUUGGCUACUUACGUAGUAAAAAAUCAUAUUUUACCUAUUCAGAUAAUUUCAAAGUAUGGUUCGGAUAGUCAGAAGCUGAAAUAUUUACCAAAAAUUAUGAGUGGUGAAGUAAUUCCUACAAUAUGUAUUAAAGAAGUUGAUAAUGGAACAAAUAUUAACAAUAUAAGAAGCUAUGUUGAUUUAAAUGAGAAAAAUGAGUGGGUCUUAAAUGGUGAAAAGUCAUUUGUUAUCAAUGGAACAGAUGCUAAUCUUUUCUUAGUUUUUGCAAGAAAUGUGGUACAUGAUAUACCCGAUCAAGAACAAGAGAUGUCUCUGUUCUUAGUUGAACGAAAACAUGGAGGUGUGAAUUGUAGCAAAACCUAUGAAACAAUUGGGCGUCAUGAAAUACCCAUGUGUACAGUGAAUUUUAAUAGCACAUUGAUACCUAGUGAAAACAUUAUUGGUGAACCUGGUAAUUCAUUUAAAUUGAUGUUGGAAUUGUUGAAACCUGGAAGUCAAAAUAUAUCUGCACAAACUAUCACUAUUUUACGAAAUUUCAUAAAUCAAUUAGUAGUAGAUAUUGUACAAAUGAAACACAUGGAUAGAGAUUACUAUAAGUUAGGUUCUGUAAGAAAAAUAAUAUCUGAAUCGAUAUUUGCUUUGUACACUAUGGAAAGUAUGGCAUACCUCACAAGUGGACUUGUGGACAUGCAUGAAAAUGAAGAUGCACAACUUGAAAAAGUCAUUACCGAAACGUAUUGUGCAAAUAAUUGUUUAAAAUGCAUUCUGUCAGGAUUACAGUUAAUAGGUGCAAAAAGUUACUUAAACAAUUUUUAUAUACAAUCGUUUCAUGAUGCCUUGGCUUUAACAACAGUUGAUACAAAUAAUGUGGAUGCAAAUAUAUAUGUAGGUGCAAGUGCUUUUCAACAUUUAGGAAAAAAUGUAUAUAAGAAUGUAUUUAAAAGAAAAAAUCCUGAAAAAUUUCCUUGGUUCAGUAUAUUUGAAACUUGGUCUGAAUUAAGUAAAACAAAUUUUAAUAUUGCUGAGAAUCUUCAUCCAUCGUUGUCGUUUGGUGCUAACUUUCUUGAAGAGACUAUAAAUAUAACGAGAAAAAGUGUUAUGGAACUAUUAAAUGAUUACGGAACAGAAGUUGCUGCUCAAGACCUAGAACUUGCCAGAACGGCUGAAUUACUGACAGAAAUAUAUGCAACGACUGCUAAUUUAUCACGUGCAUCAAGAUCAUAUUCCAUUGGUCUUCACAAUUCAGACACUGAAAAGAAUAUAGCAACAACUUUGGCAUGUAGUAUGCUUUCUAAAGCACGUAGGAUUAAAGAAGAUGUUGCAGAUGGGAAACUCUUAAAUGCUGAUCAUAUGCGUCAUACUUUGGCCGAUUUGACAUGCGAGAGGCAUACAUAUCCUAUAGAACAUCCUUUAAAUAGAAAUUUCUAAAUAUUUAUUGUAAAUAUCAUAUUAUUAUUUAUAAAUCAACUUUCAUAAAUUAUUUAAGAAUACAAAUAUACGUAUAUCUAUAUGUGUGAAAUGUUUUGGGAAAAAACAUAAAGGAGAAAACAAUAAAUAAACGCAUUUCCAUUAUA
This is a messenger RNA of Colletes gigas, 2137 nucleotides long. Its product is annotated as complex I assembly factor ACAD9, mitochondrial. The transcript is spliced from 2 exons. The record is from RefSeq and is a predicted model, not a curated record. The coding region runs from base 120 to 1991 and encodes 623 amino acids. Gene Ontology annotation, molecular function: acyl-CoA dehydrogenase activity; flavin adenine dinucleotide binding. NCBI's taxonomy places the organism in Eukaryota, Metazoa, Arthropoda, Insecta, Hymenoptera, Colletidae.